AUGUUCGAUAUAGGAUAUGUUAUUCGCGUAUUGGCAUUAGCUUGGCGAUAUAAAGGAAAUAAAAAUUAUAAAAAUCUUUUCUCAGAAUUCGUCAUACAUGGUCAAUGUUGGCUAAAUGAUCUUGAUAUUAAUUGGCAUAUGAACAAUUCAAGAUAUUUACGAGAAUGUGAUUUUGGUCGAAUUUCUUUUCUAUUUGAAACAGGCUUAUGGAAUUCUAUUGUUAAACGACGAAAAAUCUUGGAUAAAAAUUCAAAUAUGGUUAUCAGUGCACUACAAGUUCAAUAUCGUCAAAGUAUUGAAUUAGGCGAUCGAUUUGAAAUUCGAACACGUAUGAAUGGUUGGGAUGAUAAAGCUUUUUAUUUUGAACAAGCAAUUAUUCUUGAUAAAAAUCAAGAAACUGCUUUUUCUUUAUUAGUUCGAGCUGCUUUAGUACCGCGUUCUCUUACACCACAAAUAUUAAUUGAUGAUCUUCAAAUGGGAUCAAUUCAAUCACCAAAACUUUCGCCAGCUGUUGAAAUUUUGAAAGAAAAUCAUCGAAUAACUUAUUCCACAAUUAAAUCAAAAAUUUAA
Molecule: messenger RNA, 570 nt
Organism: Rotaria socialis
Lineage: Eukaryota; Metazoa; Rotifera; Eurotatoria; Philodinida; Philodinidae
Source: the annotation of a GenBank genome assembly